Calliphora vicina (urban bluebottle blowfly) is the source of this 868-nucleotide messenger RNA. RefSeq names its product mpv17-like protein. The transcript has 5 exons. Gene Ontology annotation, biological process: cellular response to reactive oxygen species. The record is from RefSeq and is a predicted model, not a curated record. NCBI's taxonomy places the organism in Eukaryota, Metazoa, Arthropoda, Insecta, Diptera, Calliphoridae. The coding region runs from base 148 to 735 and encodes 195 amino acids. Gene Ontology annotation, cellular component: mitochondrion; cytoplasm; membrane.
UUUCUGAUUGUUCGACAAUAACGUAAAUAUUUUUUGCGUUGAAGCAAAAAAAAAAAUGUGAUAAAUAAGAGUUAUUAUUAUUAUAGAAUUUAAAAACUAAAGUACAAAAUAAAUUUUAACAAUUAAAACGAGAAUAAAUACCUAACGAUGCCUUUAACACUCACAUUUAUAAGAACACAAUGGCGUGCUUUUACCACCACUCACCCCUUGAUCAGAGGUUCAAUAUCUUAUGCGAUCUUAUGGCCCACCGGAAGUUUAAUACAACAAACCCUUGAGGGUAAAAACUUCAAAACCUAUGACUAUAUGCGAAUGUUAAGAUUUAGUUUAUUUGGAUCUCUGUACGUAGCCCCAUCAUUAUAUGGCUGGUUUAGAUUAACUUCAGCAAUGUGGCCACAAAUGAGUUUGAAAACUGGUCUGAUAAAGGCCGCCAUUGAGCAAAUGUCGUAUGGUCCAUUUGCUUGUGCCAGCUUUUUCAUGGGUAUGUCCUUAUUGGAAAUGAAGUCUUUAUCUGAGGCUGUCGAGGAAACGAAAGAGAAAUUUUUACCAACAUUCAAAGUGGGUAUAUGCAUAUGGCCGAUUCUGCAGACAAUAAAUUUUUCCAUGAUACCUGAAAAAAAUCGUCUUGUAUUUGUAAGUAUUUGCAGUUUAAUGUGGACCACAUUUUUAGCCUAUAUGAAAACGAAGGAAUUAUCCGAUCAUCACGAAACACAUCGGAGCAACACAAUUGAACAAUAAAAUUCCGUGUGUAUUAGUUAUUAGUUAGAUCAAUUUUAGUUUGUAGUAGGGUGUAUAAGGAAAUUCUUGUGUUAUUAUAUGUUAAAAAGUGUUGAUAAUUAAUUAAUUAAUAAAGUGCAUUUAUUUGAUUUGG